GUGCAACGUUUAAUAAAAUUUGUGUACGGCAACAUUUUUCAACACUACAAAGAGACAGCUGCCAAAUAUAAAUGUUUCUGAUAUUUCAAAACAAAAGUCGUGCGUAACAUUUGCAAAGAUUAUUUCACAUUAAAAAGGCCAUGGAUAAAAAGGAUAUUACAAAGAUGUUAAAAAAAAAGCUCAUCACUGAAAUUAAUAGGGAGAGGAAGCAGAACAAGCUAAAGGAUGAAGUCAUCCAGGAUAAACUCGAGUUUAAAAAGCAUGUGCCUGAUCUGCGUCGGCAACUGGACAUGGAGAAGGCAAAAACGAAGGAGUUGCGAAUGAAGCUAUCGGCGCUGGAGAAGUUCAAGCUGUCUUUGAAACUAAAGAGGAUCGCCAAAGAGAACAAGUGCUACAUCUGCCACUUGAAGUAUGAGGUUACCGGAGGACAUCGCCCAGUUUCCAUCAAGUGCGGUCACCUUUUCGGUGAGAACUGCAUCCUUGCUCACUUGGAUUGUAACAAUCAAUGUCCCAUCUGUAAAUCAGUGACUUGCACUAUGGACAUUCGCUUCAUUAUAGCAGGCCAACAUUUGUGCACGGCUGAGUUAAUGGAAUGAACAUAUUUACUGAGCUGUUUUAAGUUUUAAGUUGGAUAAAAAAAUGCAAGCAAAAGAGAAAAUAGCAAUUUAAGUAAUUUGCAGGCACUAAUGAAUAUGUUCAUAUAUAAGUUUUAUAGGAUGCUUAUGGAAUAAACAAACGCAACGCGUUAUAUGGUUAAAUCCUCAUAA
Molecule: messenger RNA, 767 nt
Organism: Drosophila teissieri
Lineage: Eukaryota; Metazoa; Arthropoda; Insecta; Diptera; Drosophilidae
Exons: 1
Coding region: 141-596 (151 amino acids)
Source: RefSeq, a predicted model, not a curated record